AUGGCGGUGGUGGGCUGCAGGACAGUGGAGCUCCUCACCUUCUGCAUGCUCCCGCUCGUCAUCUUAACCAUUAUCUCCGUUGCAGAAUCUGCAGACGGUGGUUCAAUCGGCAUAAACUACGGCCGUAUAGCCAACAACCUCCCCACACCAUCCCAGGCGGUUCAGCUCCUGAAAUUACGUGGCAUGGCCCGGGUCAAGAUCUAUGACACCGACCCAACCGUCCUCCGUGCCCUUUCUGGCUCCAGAAUCAAAGUCACCAUCGACCUCCCUAACGAGCUCCUCUCAACCGCUGCCCGCAGCCCCUCCUUUGCCCUCUCGUGGGUUCAGACCAACAUCAUUGCUUACAGCCCGUCUACAGAAAUCGAGGCUGUUGCCGUAGGCAACGAGGUCUUCGCCGACCCCCAAAACACCACCCCAUUCCUCCUCCCGGCAAUGUACAACAUCCAGAAUGCCCUCAUAAAGUACAACCUCCAAGCCCAGAUCAAGGUCUCAUCCCCCAUCGCCCUCAGCUCACUCCAGAGCUCCUACCCUCCCUCCGCUGGCUCCUUCCGGGCGGAGCUGGUCAACACUGUCUUCAAGCCCAUGCUCGAUUUCCUCCGGAAAACCGGGUCGCCCCUCAUGGUCAAUGUGUACCCGUUCUUUGCAUACGAGUCGAACACUGAUGUAAUUUCGCUCGAUUACGCGCUUUUCCGGCCGAACCCUGGCAAGGUCGACAGCCUUAGUGGGUUGAGGUACUUUUCCCUGUUCGACGCGCAGGUGGACGCGGUUUUUUCUGCCAUGUCAGCUCUCGGGUACGACGAUGUCCCGAUCACGGUCAGCGAGACCGGAUGGCCGUCGAAGGGGGACCAGAACGAGGUGGGGGCCACAGCUUCGAACGCAGCCGAAUACAAUCAGAACCUCGUCCGUCAUGUCCUGACUGGUCCGGCGGGGACUCCUCUCCGGCCGAAAGCAAAACUUACAGUGUUCCUUUUUGCUCUGUUUAACGAGAACCAGAAGCCUGGGCCCACAUCUGAGAGGAACUUCGGGCUGUUCUACCCGAACGGGAGGAAGGUAUAUGAUAUCCGGCUUACUCUCAGGGAGCUCAAUGGUUAUCAGGAUGGGUCGAACUCGAAUCCGAAUCCGCCUUCGGGUGGCGGCAGAACUGGCGGAGGCCGGCCAAGGGUGGCGGCGGGGAGCGGGCAGACAUGGUGCGUGGCGAGGAGUGAUGUGGGCUCGGAGAAGUUGCAGGCGGCCUUGGACUUUGCGUGUGGCGAGGGAGGAGCGGAUUGCCGAACGAUCCAACCGGGAUCCACGUGCUUCGAUCCCAACACGCUCGAGGCACACGCAUCGUACGCGUUCAAUAGCUAUUAUCAGAAGUUUCGGCGUGCCGAGGGAACGUGCGUCUUUGGUGGGGCUGCCUAUAUCGUCUCUGAGCAGCCGAAGUAUGGCAGUUGCGAGCUCUCGUUUGGAAAUUGA
This is a messenger RNA of Striga hermonthica, 1455 nucleotides long. NCBI's taxonomy places the organism in Eukaryota, Viridiplantae, Streptophyta, Magnoliopsida, Lamiales, Orobanchaceae. The record is from the annotation of a GenBank genome assembly.